CUCAAAAAUCAAUUCAAGCUAAACUAAUGUUUGUUGUUUUUAUUGGGUGACACUCUAAUGCAAUGAUUUUUUCCCUUGCUUCUUGAUUGUUUGUUUGUUCGUAAAACUCUUGUUUUCUCGAGGAAGAGAUCAUUGACCCUGUUUCAAGAAGACAAGUAAAGAUAUUAAAGAAAACAAAGGCACAUUCCUUUGUACUUUCUAUUUUAAGGAUAACCAACGUUUUGUGUGACUUGAGAAUGCAGUAAUCCUUCCUUUUUCCUUUGUUUCUUUUACCGCCCUUUUUUUCUUUUCUAUAAGAUGAAAGAUGCUAAAAUUCGCGAGUAUACAACUGCAGAUCACCAAAGGUUUAAACAAUUUUACCUGAGCAUGGAGAACAAAAAGAAGCAAGGCCAAGUUUUACACGCUUUAAGACAAAGAGCAAGUGCUAAACGAGUGUGGCACGCAGGACUUGUUGGUAUCUUGGGAAUACAUUUAUCACAAUUCAUGCAAUCAAUUUCAAUCAAAAACACAUUGUUUCUGGUCUCUGAACUUUUAUUAUGGAGUGCAGGCGUAGGCAUAGUAUGGUAUAGGUGGAUUAGUCAGGAAUAUGAAGCUAGAUUAGCCAAUAUUUGUGAACACAUGGCAACCGAGUUAAACGGUAUUCAAAAGAACGAAAAAAGCUGUGCCUGGGUUAUGGAGAAAGACGACCAGAUUAUUGGUACAGUAGCAUUGAAAUACGAAGGGGGGACAGAAGGCAAAAUUGGAUACCUGACAGGCUUAGAUCCACAAAUACGUCUAAAGUUGGUUCAAAAUGCUAUUCGUUUUGGUCGAACAAACAAGAUUGACGUAAUAAGCAAAUGGCAAGAUGACUUGAAAUGGUCCGAAAGUGCACUAUAAACUACACAUUGAUUUUUCCUUUUUCUUUUCUAUGGCAAACAAACAAUCUUUAUUUUUAAUUCUUUAAACUUGUAUACCUAUUCCCUCUCUUUCUUUUUUAAAUCUAAUCUCUUUUCUAUUAUCC
Gilbertella persicaria is the source of this 1000-nucleotide messenger RNA. RefSeq lists its product as uncharacterized. Bases 298 to 876 code for a protein of 192 amino acids. Lineage: Eukaryota; Fungi; Mucoromycota; Mucoromycetes; Mucorales; Choanephoraceae. The transcript has a single exon. The record is from RefSeq and is a predicted model, not a curated record.